AUUUUACCCUGCCCUUGCCCUGCCCUGUCUGCCUGUCCUGGCUGCUGCGAGGUCCAGGCAGACCCUUGCGGCAUGCAGCUUUGCUUCUCACUUGCUCCUCAUUGUCCCUUUCUCCUUCUCUCCUUGUUAUAUGGUCCUCGAAUGGGACGCCGCACGGUCUCGUGGCCCAGCCCGGUCGACCUUCUGAUCAUAUUCCGGAAAGUCUAUGUUGGUCCUGCUCAGCCUCCGCGGGCCUGUUUUCUGUCCCUUUUUACCUUUGUGUGGGUGUCUAGUAUAUACUAUUACUUCAUCUCUUCCUCCGCCUUGCAGGCCUCCCCGAUGGGUCCCCUUGAGACACUCGUCUAACUUUCCCUCUAUUCCCAUCCUCUAAUAAUUUUUCCUAUCUUGGGCUCCCUGUCGUCGGUUUUGUUUCCUUCCGGAUGCCAUAGGGCUGUUCUCGUUGUUUGAUAGAAGGAUUCCUCUCCCCAGUCCUUGUCCCAGCGUUCACCUCUGUUUCGGUGCCCAACCGGUACUCUGAAAUAUCCUUCUCCUUUGUUCUAGCCGCCGACUAUCUGAUUCAUCAAAUUUCCUUCUGUUGGUGUCUUCGAAAAUCAAAACCUUCUAGACAAUGCUGAGAUGCCGGCCAUCUCCUUAAUACCGGUCUCCUUCUCAAUAGAUAGAUGUUGUUACAUAGAAUGGCAGCCCGACGGGCAGGGCUGCUGCUAUGGGCCACUACAGUACCUCUCAUCGCGGUCAGGGCAGCCGAGACCGCAUCGGCGUAUUCUACGACAGGCCUCGACCUGGGAUCUGAUAUCACAGCAUUCGUACCAUCCUGCGCCAGAUCAUGCGUCGAGUCGUUCAUCGAGGUCAACUUCGACACCGACCUCUGUGGAUCCUCACCUUCAUUACAAUGUCUCUGUUCACACACCGGCUCGACGGGAUAUACAUUGGGGGAGGGCGCAGUUCAAUGCAUUGUAGCUGAGAACUCUAUCAGAGCAUGCGAGGGUAUGAGUGCCGGAUCUGACACAGUCGCCAACGCAUACACCAUGUGUAAUAAUCAACCCAGUGCGGUAUUGGCAACACACGCCACAAUAAUAGCAACACUGAUCGUGCCUCCUACUGGCCCGGUCGUGGUGCCGAACCCGUCGCCGACGGCAUCCAGGAGCUCGAACAGGAGCUCCUCGACAAGCUACAUGACGCCUUCCGUCACCAUGGAGCCCACAUUGUCCACGAGACCUGUCUCCAGCCCUAGCUCCACAUUCAUCACAAGGACCAGCUCGUCCUUGUCUGCAUCUUCCACCGCGGCUUCGAGCGCUACAGCCGCAUCAGAGUCAAGCGAAACCGGCGCCGCAGCAGCAGCAGCCCCAACAAGGUUGUCAACGGCGCAGAUCGGAGGCAUAGCCGGUGGGGCUGUCGGAGCUGUGCUUAUUGCGGGAGUCGUGGCGAUCUGGUGUUUCACGCGCAGGCGGCGCGGGAAAGCAGUAACUGGUUUCUACCGGGUCAGAGACUCGUGGAGCCCACGGAGGAAAGACAGCCCGGAGAUCUCGGCGCCGCAAUAUCGGGAGCCAAAGUCGAUGUCCUUCACGAGGGCGCUGGCGCAGAGGGCUAACCGAGCCAGCGCCCGGCCUGAUACUAUCGGCCUUGCGAUAUCUCCCGAGGGCGCAGGCAUGCCGGGAGCGGCAAGGCAACCCGGGGGGAGCAUGGUCGCUGCGGCUGUGCCACCUGCGGCUCAUCUUGCUCAGAGGCGGUCGCCUUCACCACCUCCCAUUCCGGCCCUGUCACCCCUCCGGACGCAGGGCAACUUCAAUUUCUUCUCUCCGCAGGGGCGGUCUACACCACAGGACCAGCAGACGAGCGCGGCGAAACCAGCACUGACCGUCGCCAUCCCGCCGGCAAAACCCCAGCCGGCUAACCGUUCCAGCACCAUGUCCAAUAACCGCAUGCCGUUCAGCGGUGGGCGCGACAGCGUCGUUACCGAGUUUGCCGAAGACGGAGAGACAAGCGCAGGACUCGGGUCGGCGCAGAUAUGGCGCCCUCCGAACACAGACCCGCAGUCGGCGUCAACAUAUUACGUCGCAGACAAAUGGGGCAACUGGGUGCUUGGAGGCGGUUCAGGGCCCGAGGAGCACAUUGUGGAGAUGCCAACGCCCGUCUCCAAGACGGUGGCGGAGAGGGACGCCGAGCAAGACCGCGCGGUGCAGGAGAGCAACGCGGUCAAGGCGGCGGUCAAGGACCUGUCGUCCCCUACCCUGGGCGCACCAGCACCUGUGGCGGUCAGAGUCUCGAGGCCAGCUGGUGCGCCAGGCAGGCCGACCAUCAGGCACGUCGCCCCCGAGAGUGGACGGCUGCCCAUCAACACGAGGAGCUCGAGCGUGUAUUCCAACUUCAGCAUGAACUUCAGCCUGCCGCAGACCGUUCAGCCGGGGCCGAACAACCCCAUGCCGAACCCCGACUCGUACUACGCGGCAAGCGGCGCCGGUGGCAAGCAGCAAGGGAGGGACCUCACUUCCUCGAGGCACAGGAGAGGGUCUAGCAGCGCUGGCGGGGCGACGAGGGACCGCACGAAUACCAUGAUGUCGCAGGAUUCAGCGACGACAAUCGCGUCCUCGAUUGGCAGCGAGGUUGGAGUGGACUCCUUCCCAGCACCCUCCCGCCAGUCGGCAGCGACCGAGCAGCAGGGCAGCCUGUCGCCUGUGGUCGAGUCACCCGGGCGAUCACCAGUGUCCUAUCCCAAGAUCCCCAGGCCGCGCAGCAACGCCCCGCUGAUGAUGAAGCCGAAGCCCAUGCAACAUCCAGCCCUCCGGGUGGUCAACUCCACGCCCAACGACAGCCCGACCCUGGGCGUCGUCGACUCCCAGAAGCCAGUCCAGGUCGAUGGUGGCCCCCAGGCCUCUGCCGCCGCCGCCGCGCCAGCCCAGGCACGGGUCUCGUACUACAACCCGCCGCCGCCCAGGAGGCACCCGAACCCGAACAGGAACCCGGGCCAGGUCCGGUCCGGGUCGCCCGAGACGCCGCCGGGCCAGCCGAUCCCGCGGCCCCUGGCCGUGCCCAGCAACAGGCGCGACACGACCAAGUCGCCGCCGCUGCAGUCGUUCCAGCAGCACAUCAACAACCGCUCCCAGCUGCCCUCGCAGUCUCACUCCCGCUACGGUCCCAUGUCCGUGUACGACGCGUACUCGCGGCCCGAGUCGAACCUGCCGUCGCAGCAGCAGCAGCAGUACUAUUACCAGCAACAGCAACAACAACAACAACCAUCACAAGAAUACCACUACCAGACCGAGCCCGGCGGGCCCUACUCCUUCUCCCCGGACCCCUCGCAGUCCGCCUCCCCGGCAUCCGCGUCCCAGUCCCCCUCGGUCUCAAACACGACCCUCAGGACGACGGACAGCCAGUCCAGCCUGCUGGCCGCGAAGCGCCUAGGGCCCGAGCGCGCCGCCGCGCUGCAGAUCGGCGGCGACUCGGCCGAGGCCCGGCAGGCGCGGUGGAGGCGGCGGACGUCUAGCCUCGGGGCCAGGGCCGGUGCCGAUUACGACGGCGCCGCCGCUGCGCCGAGGGGCGUUGUGUACCGCCAGGCCGCUGCCGGCGCUGGUGGUGGUGGUGGCAAGAAGCCCAACAGCACCAGGGAGAGCGACGUCCCGCUGCCCGCCACGCCCGGGUGGAAGCCGCAGCUUACGCCCAAGCGGAGGGGGGACGAUUUGUUCCUGAGCGUGCAGUGAGUUUGGAUGGGUGGGUGGGUGUCUUUGUAAGAAAUUGUAAUAUCAGAUUUCUUUUCUGUUUGGUUUGGGGUUCGCUAUUUCUCUCUCUCUCUCUGUCUUUCCUCUUUUUCUUCUUCUUCCUUCUCUUAUAUCCAGAUCUGAUCUUAUGGCGUCGUGGGCGCAAUGUUUGUGGGUAUUUAUCUAUCAUGCUGGGAGUUUCUUGGAGUUUCACAGGGAAGACACAAAAGAAGACAGCGGUGAAUCUUGACUGCUGGGUGGUUUGGUUUAUAUGGCCUACUUACUACGACCACGGUGUUUAUUCAGUGGAUGGCCUGGCUGGCGUUUUUGGGGGGAAGUGUUUGGUCUACUACAUUCUUUUUGGGGGCUUUCUACUUGAUAGUCGACACAUCUGAGAUACCACACAAAAUUGCAUUGUCAUAUUCUCUACA
Diaporthe batatas is the source of this 4123-nucleotide messenger RNA. RefSeq lists its product as uncharacterized. The record is from RefSeq and is a predicted model, not a curated record. NCBI's taxonomy places the organism in Eukaryota, Fungi, Ascomycota, Sordariomycetes, Diaporthales, Diaporthaceae. Bases 660 to 3695 code for a protein of 1011 amino acids. The transcript is spliced from 3 exons.